Panonychus citri (citrus red mite) is the source of this 2501-nucleotide messenger RNA. RefSeq lists its product as uncharacterized. The transcript has a single exon. NCBI's taxonomy places the organism in Eukaryota, Metazoa, Arthropoda, Arachnida, Trombidiformes, Tetranychidae. Bases 585 to 2159 code for a protein of 524 amino acids. The record is from RefSeq and is a predicted model, not a curated record.
AUUACUUGUUUUUUUCUCUCUCUCUCUCUCUUUCUCUCUCUCUCUUUUUCCAAUUUCAUGGAUUGUUCUAAUUAUUUAUUCUCCUCAACCUUUAUAAUCAUUUUAAUCCAUUCCCAUAAUCCACCAUAAUGUCCAGUGAUUUUACUUAAUUGUCAUCAAAAUCUUUCACUCAUCACUUUCAUCAUCUUCAUCUUAUCAUCAUCAUCAUUAUCAUCCUUUGGUUUUUCUAAUCAACUCAAUCAUUACUCACUCUUACUCAUUUGGUUUCGCUUUCAUUUCUUCUCUUCUUUUUAUUUCCCCCUAUUUAUUAACAAUUAAUUAUCCAAAUUUAAUGGUUAACCCACUGAUCCUCCGAUAAUCAACAUCGAUCCCACAAUUCAACCAACUUUACAUCAUCUUCAUUAAGCCUAUUUUUCUGUCGAUUACUUCCUUUUGUUUAAUAUUACCUCAACUUCCUCUCUGUGUCCUUUUUUCCUUGUGGUAUUUUCUGCCUUUUCUUUUCCCUACCUCUUCGUGUUUUCUUUGUCUUCCACACCCCAAAUAACCACCACCACCACCGCCAUCACCAUCGCCAUUGCCAGAAAAUGUUACUUCCAAUAAUUGAUUCCUUCAUAAAGGAAGUUAAUAACCUUGCUGGUGACCCAAACUCACCGUCAUUUGAUGAAGAGCUAAGCUCUUGUCUAGUUAUAAUGGCAAACGAAACUAAUCCAGUUAAUUUGGGUUGCAAGUUUUUCAUGCUCAACAUUUCCUUAACCAUUUUACGUAAAAUAUUAACUUAUUUAACCAUUUUGAAAUUACGUUCUGAUUCACUGUUAUCACAUGAUGGUGAACCGAUUAACCAAACGGUUUUAACGCUUGCAUUGAAAGGAAUAGUUUAUGCCAUUGGAAGGGAAGAAGAGCCAAUUGAUGAAAAUUGGAGAACAACUUAUCGUGAAAAUCUAAAUCAACCAAUGGCCAUGGAAAUUUCUUCAGGAGAUGAGAAUCAUAGAAUGGAACACAUUAGACCGAAUGAUUCAAGCCUUCCAAUAAAACUUACCACUCCCUCUUCAACAAUUGUACCAACAUCGGGACGUUCUGUUCGCCAAUCAACUUCCGCUCGAUCAAGUAAAAAUUCAACCGAAUCACCACCGAAAACAAUGACAGGACCAAAACCGGGAACAUCUAAGCAAUCAACUUAUAGACAAAGUUCAAACCGAUCAGAAAGUGGUGCCAGUGAUGAAUCAACCCCAGGUAAACAAUCAGCUAGAGGAUUAUUUACCCCAACUAGGGGAACUGGUUAUCAUCAUCUCACUACAGGACGAAGAGGUCGAACCUCAUCAAUUUCAUCUACUUCUUCAGUAUCACCAUUGUCAAUACUCGCACCGUCUCCAACACCCGAAUCCCGUCCUCCUGAGACUUCACAAAGAUCCUCUCCUUCAUCAUCAUCGUCAACAAAUUUACCCAUUAGACUUCCGGUUAUCCAAAAGCAUGAGCCCAUGGUGGUAAAUCCUGAACCCUCCACAAGUCAUAUUGCAACAUCAUUCUCACCAUUGUCUACUCAUUCAUCUAUCUCAGCAUUAGCAUCAUCCUCAACAUCAACAUCCGCACCUCCACCUGCACCUUCCGUGCCCACAUUUGGAUUAAUCGUAUCCUUUGGAGGAAGUGUUUCCAUGCCGAUUUAUGAUGAAUUAAUUCAAGUUUUAGAUCCAUAUAGAGAUAGAAUUGAUACAUCACCGAUUUGUGCCGAUCACGUUUUCAUUAAAUUAAAAUGUAAAAAGGAUAUUUACUUCUUGAAACGCCAAAUUGAAAUACUAACACGAAUCAUGCCUCGAAUAGUUGUAACCAAAUUUUCCCGAUUUGCACUUGAUGUUCCAAAACAAUUAGCACCCACAAUCAAAGAGUUUGUUAAUCUUAAUGUAACUAUAUUGAUAAGUGAAUAUUAUGUUUACUCUCGACCAUCAAUAACUGAUGAAAAUUUAACAACAAUUGAGAUUCUUGCCAAUGCUGAAUGUCAACAAUCAAUUGAAAAUUCAUCUCGUUUACUUAAAAUUGGUGAACAAACUGGACGAGCCAUUCCAAUAAGAUGUUAUCAAGAAUGUUCAAGAUGCUUUUUCUGUUACGAUGAUGCUCACACCGAAUGCUCACAAAUGUCUCUCAUGGAAAUGGAAGGAUUCAUUUGAAAGAAACAAAAGAUUAAUUUUCUCAAAAGCAGGUUGAAAGUUCCUAAAAACACUUCGCACUCAACAAACACAAACAUAAUCACCAUAUUCCCAAGCAAUUGGAUUUUCACGGAAUAAUUUCCAUUCUAAAACUCUUUCUAAAUCUUUUUUCCACUUGAUGGUUAAAUUUUCCUCCCACAACUACUACAAUUACCACCGCCACAAUUAAUCUACCACCACCAAUACCACAUUUGCUGAUGAAUAUAUUUUCCUUACACUGAAACACAAAGUUGAUCAUCUUGAUCGUUAAAUGUUUCCAAAUAAUUUAUUUUGACAAAAUUGGUCUUUUAGUUACUCAGUUAA